AUGGUGGGGGACGCGCAGGUGGGCAAGACGAGCCUCAUGGUCAAGUACGUGGAGGGCAAGUUCGACGAGGACUAUAUCCACACGCUGGGCGUCAACUUCAUGGAGAAGACCAUCGCGCUGCGCAACACGGAGAUCACCUUCAGCAUCUGGGACCUGGGUGGCCACCGCGAGUUCAUCAGCAUGCUGCCGCUCGUGUGCAACGACGCCGUCGCCAUCCUCUUCAUGUUCGACCUGUCGCGUAAGGCCACGCUCACGAGCAUCAAGGAGUGGUAUCGCCAAGUGCGCUCUAUCAACAAGAACGCGUUUCCGUUCCUUGUGGGGAUGAAGUACGACCAUUUUGCCAAUUUCGCGGUGGAGGAGCAGGAGGAUAUCACAAAGCAGGCCCGCAAGUUUGCUAAGGCCAUGAAGGCGCCGUUGAUUUUUACGUCGGCAUCGCACUCGAUCAACGUGCAGAAAGUGUUUAAAGUAGUGCUCAGCAAGGUGUUCGACUUGAAGUGCACGGUGCCCAUCAUCGAUCGCGUCGGCGACCCGAUUCUCCAGUACUAA
This is a messenger RNA of Phytophthora sojae, 546 nucleotides long. RefSeq lists its product as hypothetical. Bases 1 to 546 code for a protein of 181 amino acids. Gene Ontology annotation, molecular function: GTP binding; GTPase activity. NCBI's taxonomy places the organism in Eukaryota, Oomycota, Peronosporomycetes, Peronosporales, Peronosporaceae. The record is from RefSeq and is a predicted model, not a curated record. The transcript has 3 exons.